Bursaphelenchus xylophilus (pine wood nematode) is the source of this 6019-nucleotide messenger RNA. The record is from the annotation of a GenBank genome assembly. NCBI's taxonomy places the organism in Eukaryota, Metazoa, Nematoda, Chromadorea, Rhabditida, Aphelenchoididae.
AUGGUGAGGAAUGUGCUGUCCAGGUAAGGGUUAUAUUUGCCGAAAUUAUUAAGCAAAUUAUUCAAAUUCUAAAGCUGAAAAUUUGCUGACAGUUGGCUUAAAUUUACAAGGGAAGUCUCCCCAAGUGCGACGCUCAGAUUUUCUUUAAAUUUUGCACACACGUCGGGUAUGGACUAAAUAUCAAUUCCUGAAAGUUUUAGCUCGCGCUUUGCAAGCGCCACCGAGAUAUUGAAGCAUCUUUGCCACCGAGAGAGCACGCUAAACGUGGAGAGCGGUCAGAGAGAAAAGCGCUUUUUGGCCAUAACUUUGGCAGUUUCGUGCGGAAUUUUGGACGUAAAAAGUCGCUCACAAGGGAAGUACUUUUUUCUAAAAAAUAUGCGAGAAUCCCAGCUCGCGCUUUGCAGAAACAACCGAGAUUUUAAGAUCGAAAGUCGGCGAAAAUUUGGGACUUUUUGCCGAAUUUCGGCACGAAAAGUUUCAUGCUUCUUUCUACCAUAGAGGGCAAUGUUUCCACAAAAAAUCAAUUUUUUCCGCACAAAACUAGCAAAGUUAUGGCCAAAAAGUGUUUUUCUCUACGACCGCUCUCCGCGUUUAGCGUACUCUCUCGGCGGAAAAGAUGGUUCAAUAUCCCGGUGUUGCUUGCAAAGCGCGAGCUAAAACUUUCAGGAAUUGACAGCUAAUUUAUGCCCGACGUGUGUGCAAAAUUUAACGAACAUCUGAGCAUUUUUCUAGCAGAAGCAAAAUGCUGAAAACGCUUUCCUUCUCAUAUUAUUGCCCGUUGAAGAAUUUGCGAAUUUCAGAUAGAAAAAACCCCAAUUUUCUUCUGUCGGCCAUUUUUGCAUGAGUUUGGGCUGAAAAAUUAGCAAAACGAUGUUAAGAAAUCUAAACUAAUGCUCUCGUCUUUCAGCACAUCAAUUUUCUACUCACUAGACGGCAAGACCUGGCAAAUUUUGAAAAUCUCUUGUCAACGACCUGGAGAAUGCCCGAGGCGAUUUUCCUACGCCUGCGUAUUCACUGGUUAUGUUGGGUACAUUUCUGAGGACUUUGCGACAGAAAAGACAAAUGCACGGGUCGCGUAUUUUAAAACAAUCAACAGUUCGAAAAUUGUUCGACAUCAAGUCAUGUAAGCAAAGUUUUUAUUAGGUACAGUUAAAUCUCUAUGCGACAAAUCAUAAGUGACAAAAAUGUAUUCGUUACAGAAGGAUCACGGUCUAUAGAGGUCAAUUUUGGCCUAAAAUUAACUCUUGAGACAUUUUAAACUGUUUGUUAUAGAGAGGUUUCGUUUUACAGGGGUUUUUGGAAAAGUGGUUCAACUUUACAAAGAGUCCCAAUAAGACAAAAACUGCGUAUAAAAAACAAGUUUAAAGAUCGCAGAAGUCAAUUUUAGGGCAAAAUAAACCCUUGUAUAACGAAACCCUUUUAUAACAAAUCACAUUUUUUGGACCUGCCAAUUCUUGAACAUACCUUUAAUAUCAAGUUUUCAGAGAUAUCAGGCCCAUCAGGCGUCCAAAACAACACAAAUUGGGCGUCUGUGUCCAACCGUUAUUCCUCUACACAAACUGGCCCUUAUUAGUCAUGGUUUUCGAAUACUGGCUGCAACAACAAGCCACCGUAUUCUACAUUUAUUACGAAUCUCUGAGCCAGGACGUUUAUAACAUUGUAAAUUACUAUAAAAACACUUCCAGAAGUAUUGAAAUUCAGCUAAUCGACUGGUCGAAAAUCCCGAAAUCAAAAAGUCCCAAAGAUUUCGACCCAAAUUUGUAUUUGUAUCGACUGGAACCGGAGCUAGCGAUCUUCGAUUGUAUGCAGCGGAUGAGAAAAAUGGCCAAAUUUGUGGUCCAAACGGACAUUGAUGAGAUCAUUUACUUGAAUUCGAAUGGAAAUCUGAUCGAUUACUUGGAGCGAUUGGAAAGGACUUAUCCCAAUAUGGCGUCCGUCAAUUUUAGAAGUCAAAGGGUCCGGAUUGAUGUAAGAUUUUUGAAAUUUUUUUAUACCACAGUGACGGACCUGAUCCAGUGGCAAAAAUCGUGCCAUUUUGCAUCCGGGAUGUAUCAAAAAUGUGGCAAAAUGCCUCCCUCUCCAAGUGAAAAAAAUUCGUUUUGAAGGGCCUCACAAAAAGAGCGUACGCGCUUUUGAAAUCGGAGUUUUUUCACUUGGAGAGGGAAGCAUUUUGCCACAUUUUUGAUACUUCCCGGAUGCAAAAUGGUACGUUUUUUGCCACUGGAUCAGGUCCCCCACUUAUGUAGCAACGAUUUUUUUUCGAAAUUUUAUAUACAUGCUCUAAAUAGGUCGCUUAUUGAUCGCUGAAAAUUUGAGCUCCCUUUUCUGGCCUUUCUUCAGCUUCAGCCGGGAUAUUCGAGAAACGUUUUUGCGAGAGAAUGCGCAAAAUCAGGAGAGUCGGCGAGGCAAAAAAGACGUUCAAAUCAUCACAAAACUUGACACAAAUUUGGGAAACUUUUUUCAAAGGCAUAUGCGAAACUCUCAUGCUCGCGCUUUACAGAAACAAACGAGAUUUUUAAGUCCAAACUUGGCAAAAAUCUGACAUUUUUUUCCGAAUUAUGACUCGAAAAGUUUCAUAAUUAUUUCUACCGUAGAGCUUGAUACUUCCACAAAAAAUCAAUUUUUUUCGCACGAAACGCGCAAAGAUACGGCCAAAAAGGGGGUUUUUCUCUGACCAGUCUCCGCGUUUCGCGUAUUCUCUCGGCCGCAAAGAUCGUUGAAUAUCUCGGCUACCCUUAAAGAUCCCAAGCUAAAAUUUUCAGCGAUUGAUACGUGGCAUAUGCCCGGCAUGCGUAUAAAAUUUGAAGAAAUUCUGAUGGCCUUGAGGUACUUCUCUAGAGGGCGUUAGAUUCUAAAAAUCAGUUAAAAAACUAAUGUUUCAGAACUCCUGGAACUCUCUCUCAACCCCCGAAAAUUUCCAUUUCUACCCUCUGAAAUACUCGGCCAAGUUCGAAGAUCGUAUUUUCGAGCGUUCGCUGUACAGCAAGAACAUUUACAUUCCGGAUCGCGUCGAGAAUUUCGACAUUCAUUUCCGAUUUCCGACAAAAAAUCGGUUUAUUCAUUACAACGCCAGCAUUUCCGAUGGACUGAUUUUGCAUCUCCGCCAGUUACCGGACAUUUUCCCAUGGAAGUCGGCUAAAUAUUCGAUGGAUUUGCGGGAUUUGGCCUCAAAAUUGGACUUUAAUUUCUUCCGAAGAAGAUCAAAAGCCCAGUUUCCCGAAAUUUCCAAUCAUUUUCAACAAUUUGGGAGCAAUUUGACGAUGGAAAUUGAGAAUUGUAGACAAACAGCGCUGAUGAAAAGACGGGAAUUUUGUCCAUCGCUGGAAUUGUGCAUUCCGUCGAUGAAUUUGCACAAAUUUGAGUGGAAAAUGGCGAAAAAAUCGUGGACUGUGAUUGGAUAGUAAUAAAAUUGAUUAAAAUGAAUUGUAAACAUACGAAAUAUUAAUUUGAAAGAGAGAUUACAAAUUGAAAUGUUUUCGUGGUGGGACCCAAAAAAUGAAAAAUGGCAAAAAAAAUCGUGGACUGUGAUUGGAUAGUAAUAAAAUUGAUUAAAAUGAAUUGUAAACAUACGAAAUAUUAAUUUGAAAGAGAGAUUACAAAUUGAAAUGUUUUCGUGGUGGGACCCAAAAAAUGAAAAAUGGCAAAAAAAAUCGUGGACUGUGAUUGGAUAGUAAUAAAAUUGAUUAAAAUGAAUUGUAAACAUACGAAAUAUUAAUUUGAAAGAGAGAUUACAAAUUGAAAUGUUUUCGUGGUGGGACCCAAAAAAUGAAAAAUGGCACAAAUAUCGUGGGCUGUGAUUGGAUAGUAAUAAAAUUGAUUAAAAUUAAGUGUAAACAUAAGAAAUAUUGAUUUGAAAAGGAGAUUACUAAUUGAAAUGUUUUCGUGGUGGGACCCAAAAAAAUGGAAAAUGGCGAAAAAAUCGUGGAUUGUGAUUGUAUAGUAAUAAAAUUGACUAAAAUGAAGUGUAAAAAUAAAAAAUAUCGAUUUGAAAAGAAUAUACAAAUUGAAAUGUUUUCGUGGUAAAACCCAAAAAAAAUUUUUUGAAGUGUAUUAUCUCAGCAGCCCUAUCAGAAAAUACUAUAUAACAUUUACAAAACUCUUAUAAUUAUGUGAACUUCAUUUUGGCCAAGUUUCAUCAAAAUCCCUCACUUCACUUGUUUUCGUGGCGGGACUCAAAAGAAAAAUAUCAAGUACAGUAAUCCUAGUAAAGAAGCGUCCAAUGGAUUCUUUGUGAACAAACUCAAAGUCUUAAUUAAAAAAUAAAUCGGUCUUGACCAAACUCUGAGAUUUUUACCUUAUUUUAGACAGCUUUCAACUGUUUUUUCAAAUCUCAUUUUCUUUUUUAUCCUCCUCAAAGUUUUUAAUAGAACCCCCCUUCUCGUGCCGGAAAUCAAAUUUCAUCAUCGCCAAGACUGUGUGUUCUUAUUGUUUGGCUUUCACAUAGUUCGUUUGAAUAAAUUUUUUGGGCUCUUGCUGUUCCAAAAGGCUCGUAAAGGGAUGUGGGAAGUGAAUAACAGUCCUCCAAAUUGGGCUGUAAAACAGGCAUGUCAAGUUUGAUGGUGCGGAAGGCAAGUUGGCUUUGCAACAGGGAUGAAAUCAGAAAAAUAUUGGAUUCUUAUAUUACACAUUGUGGUUUAGGCAAUAAAAUUCGAUUUUUUGCUGAAAUUUCUGAAUUUUUGGAGACGAGCUAUGCCACGAAUGAAAAUUCAGACCUUCUUACGUCUAUUCUGUACCUUAUUUCUAGAUUUUUUAUCGUCUUUUCAACUCUUAUUCCAGUUAUAUUAUUCAUGGUGGCAUGGAUAAUACAGGGUGCGCCAAAAAUAUUGGGACUCAUAUUUUUACUUGCCCUGCGGGAUGUAAUGGUACAAGAGCAAAGUGGUCGCUUGUGCAAACGUGCAAUGCUCCCAAGAAUCUAUCUUCAAAGUUUCAGACCGAGUAGUCGUAUACGACACCUGAUCUGCCAUUAUAAGUGCUCACAACUAAGGCCCUUGAGGCACGGACCCCAAAAUGGAUAAAAAUUGGAAACACUAGUUUUACCGUUGCAUGCUAUGGCAGAAAUUCACUUUAUAUGACAGAGUAGCGGUCGCUUUUUAUACACUAAAAAUGAUUUUUACUUAUAAUGACGAUUACAUCUUUUACAGCCCGUCAAAGUCGACCUAAAAACGCGCCGUUUUCCAGAAAACUUCCGUAAGAUCAAAGAUUUUUAUGUAGAAGUUUCCAUGUAAGGUUCCCAGCGUAUUAGGCAUCAGAGACACUUUUAUAAGGACAACGAGAGUCUGACUAGUCGUCUUUGAAAAAUUAUUUUUUUAUCUUCUGCCUCUGGGGGAUGAGAUAGUGACUAUAGCGGUAGAAUUUACUCUAAGGUUGCUCGUCAAGUGAGCUUGGACUGAAGAUCGCUAAAAGUAAUUCAGUUGUGUCAGAAUGUAUCCCGAGUAUAGCGUUACGUCGAUUUUUACGCUCAAGUACUUUUCACCUUGUAGUAAACUGCCAAAAUAUAUCAAGCUUCGAAGGACCGUGCCUCCAAUCCGCACCACAAAGUUUUUUCCAUACAGAAACUGUCCCCUUGUAGGUGUAGAUUUUCUUUUACAGUAUGACAAUUCCCUAUGUACACACUCUAUAACCACAAAAUUUUAGAGCAACACGGGCGAUACUGUGGUAUUGAGAUCGUUAAAAACAACUAAACUUCUGGUUAUCUAAUUACCUAAUCAAUAAUCCGACAUGAUCUUAUAGAUAUAUAUUUAUUUAUUGCUCUCAUAAAAAUCUAUCUAGACUACUAAAAGGAACGCUUAUAUAAUAUCAUUAUAGACACAAGCGCCGCCCCUUACUCCUCCCCAUUUUAGAAGAAGUUACUGGGGUUAUCGGGAAUCUGGACUGGGCUCUGGUGCGGUACUCAUUCAGGAUAGUCGUAGUGAUCGGAUUUGUUCAUUUCCUGGGGGUUGUCGGUGAUCGUAGGUUUGGUGCGGUACACGUGUUCGAGGUAGCGAUGGUGGCAGUUCGAUUGGUCCAUGUCCUGGGGUAG